AUGGAUCUCCCCCGGUCUCCGAGCGGAUUCCGCUCACGACGGUCCUACCCAUCUCUAAACCACAUCUCGCUCGCGCCGUUAACACCACGAUUUCCCAUCGACGACGACGACGUCGACUACCCCAAUGAACCGCAGGACUACUUCUCCCCACGGGGCGAGGCCGAGCACGCCCCCACAUACAGCGGGUACGACACUCCGCCGCGCACCUCCUACCUGUCCAGCUUCUCCGUGCCCGGCACGCCGGGGGUGCUCUCUCACUCCCAAUCUCGCAGCGGGUCGCGCGCGCGCAACCACCGCCACCAGCGCAGCAAAAGCACCACCCGCGAGAAGACCCUAAGCGACACCAACCUGCGCGACCAGGCGGCUGCACACCCGCUGCACCACCAUUCCCAUUCCCACCAGCACCACCACCAUAAUGCCGCCCCCCGAACUAAAUCUACCCACUCUCACCACCGGCGCGACACUGAGUGGAUGCUCCGCACGGCCAGCGCGCUGGCCUCGUCCGCCCGCGAGGAAAAGGGCCAGAGCUGGCUCGUGAAGCGGGCGAGCUCGACCUCGCUCGUCAGCGAGGUGCACGCCAACGACGCGGAUUCAGCCGCGGCUGCUGGUGGUAGUGGCAGCGGCCGCGCGUACCGGCGGUCGCGGUCGGGCCGGUCGACGCCGGCGGCGUUCUCGCGGCGCGGGUCACUGUCGCGCGCCGCCAGCCGGCGGGGCAGUCGGCCGGAGCUCUCGAUGACGGGGCUGGAGAUGACGGGCGCGGGGGCGGGUGGCAAGAUGGGCAUGCCGGCGGAGGACGUGCGGCAUUUUGUGCCAGAUUUUGUGGACGAGCGUAUCCGGGCGGAGAUGGAGUGGAUUCGGCAGGAGGAGGAGCAGGAGGACGAGGAGGGGUAUACGUCUGCGUCGUCAGAUGGGUAUUUCGACUCGGACGAUGAUAUCGAUGAGCAGGAGUUCCAGCGGUUGACCCGCGAACGGGGAUUCGGGUUGGGGAGUUGGGUCGAUAGGGUCGUGGGAUGGACGGUGUUUGGAGAUGAUGACUGGCCUUGGGCUUCUGCUACCGCUCCGGUUGAGUCGUCGAAGACGGUGGAAGAGCGUUCAGUUACUACUGGAGAGCAUGAUGACCACCUUUCUGUGUCAUCCGUGGCGGAUGAUCUCGAUAGAGCGUCUGUGAGCGACGCGGAUCGUCAGAGCGUGAUCGAGAAGCCGGGCUCGGCCGGGGGAUGGGAGGAUGCAGGAUGGUUGUUCCGGACCAUGAAGCGUGCUUUUUUCUGA
Messenger RNA from Aspergillus terreus NIH2624, 1269 nucleotides. RefSeq names its product DUF3984 domain-containing protein. The record is from RefSeq and is a predicted model, not a curated record. The coding region runs from base 1 to 1269 and encodes 422 amino acids. The transcript has 2 exons. NCBI's taxonomy places the organism in Eukaryota, Fungi, Ascomycota, Eurotiomycetes, Eurotiales, Aspergillaceae.